Messenger RNA from Colletes gigas, 2591 nucleotides. RefSeq names its product adenosine kinase 2 (gene Adk2). Gene Ontology annotation, cellular component: nucleus; cytosol. Gene Ontology annotation, molecular function: adenosine kinase activity. Gene Ontology annotation, biological process: purine ribonucleoside salvage. The transcript is spliced from 5 exons. NCBI's taxonomy places the organism in Eukaryota, Metazoa, Arthropoda, Insecta, Hymenoptera, Colletidae. The record is from RefSeq and is a predicted model, not a curated record. The coding region runs from base 1432 to 2469 and encodes 345 amino acids.
GUGCUGCGAUUUCACACUUCCAACACUUCUUCUCCUAUCUCGCUAACGAUUGGAAUUUCUAAUGUCUUUCUCUACUACUGUGUGUUGGAACACGAAGGUAUCGUAAAGAAAACGAAUACUUGUCUCCAUGCAGAAAUCUAUGAAUUUCUCCCAUGUCGUUUCUUUUUUUUUUCUCUCUGAACAUCUAAAAGCGCGGUAAUAGCUACGCGCAAUUCAUUCGCGGUGCUUGCGUCAUCGAUCUCUGUUGUUACAAUAUUUGUACGAUGUCGUACGUAUUUUUAUUUAUUUUUUUAUCGUGAAUCGUUUUUUAAAUAUGAAAAUAAAUAUCAACUAUGUCUUAUAACUGUACGCGAAGAUGUAAAUAGUUAGUGAAAUAAUUGACUCGAAGAAUGUGUAAUAUCUUACGCAUUGUGAUUUUUGUAUAAUUAUUUGAACAAAAUUUAUCGCGCCUUUAAACGUACGGAAUUUAAUGGUAAGUAACAAUAAAUUCAGGUAAGACGCGCGGAGUAGUAUGCGUCAUCUUGGGAAAUUCAAGUUGUUGACUUCACAGAAACGAAUCUUACUGAAAUAAUUUUCGCCUGUCGUUUGCUGUAAAAAGUCUACAUUUUCGUUAAUCAGGAUGUUAAAUAAAACACUGUAAAACUAGGAGGCAUCUUGCGGCUUAUAAUUUGUAAAGGUUGGAUGUAGUAACCUAAUGGAUGUGCUGUAUUUUUAGCAAAAAUAUAUUAUACUAACUUUAAAAAGGCACUGUUCUUGUUUCAUAUCAACAGUAACGAUUAAAACGCACUCAGUAUAUAGGAUAUGUUUUGAAAAAAUAAAGUUGAAGUAAGUAGUAAAUACAUAUUCUAUUCCAAGGACUAGCAUAUAUCACAUGAAUAAGUUAUUCUGGUUAGAGUUUUUCCCCACUGAGCGUCUAAUUGCGUAAUACAGACAACAUAGUGCAUUGCAUGCAUAGACGAGAAUUUGAAUAAUAAUCCAGCUUAUUAUGAGUGUGGCGAACUAUAUUUAGAUUUUGAACAAUUCAGUGUAAGUUUCAAUCCCGAAGUUUAUGUGGAAAGUAAAUACAAUUGUGCUUGGAAUUCGUGAAGGAUUCAUGCAGUUUGCUUAUCUAUUAACUAUUUAAAUAAAGUAGAUUAGGAAGAGAUACGAUUUUUCCGGUCCGAUGACGAAACGCGUCCAUAAGUAUACUAUAACUCGUGAUGCAAAUGUUGCAUAGUGGAGUGUUGAGAUACAAUUUGUAUAUAGCAUAGAUACGAUGAGAUAGAACCGAUAACGUAAAAUACGUAUAAAAAGUACGUCAUGUCACUUGACCCUGGACCUUGAAGGAAGGAGUUGAGAGAUCUGCGGUAUAUAAGAGGUGUGCAUCGUCGCCAUCCGUCUUGUACAGUACAAUUGGAACUAUUUGUCGAAACAAACGAAAACCGUAUUCAAAUGGCGCGAGACUUACGGGAGGGUCUCCUACUGGGGAUGGGUAAUCCCCUUCUUGAUAUUUCAGCAACUGUAGAUAGCAAUUUUUUAAAAAAAUAUGAUUUGAAACCAAAUGAUGCUAUUCUUGCUCAAAACAAACACAAGCCCAUGUAUGAUGAAUUAAUUGAAUUGUAUCAGGCAGACUUUAUUGCUGGUGGUUCUGCACAAAACACUAUGAGAGUAACGCAAUGGAUCUUGGGCAAACCAAAAAUUGUAACUUACAUGGGCUGCGUUGGAAAAGACAAAUAUUCGAAAAUCUUAGAAAAUAAAGCACAAGAAGCUGGCUUAAAUGUUCGCUAUCAAUAUACCAAUAAAGAACCUACUGGUACUUGUGCGGUUGUUAUUACUGGAAACGAACGGUCUUUAUGUGCUAAUUUGGCUGCUGCUAAUUGCUUUUCAAUUUCGCACAUAAAAGAACCUGAAAAUGAAAAACUUAUAGAAGCAGCUCAAUAUAUUUAUAUUGCUGGAUUCUUUUUAACAGUGAACCCAGAAACAAUUCAAACAAUAGCUCAUCAUGCUUUUGAAAAGAAUAAAAUGUUUAUGAUGAACCUUAGUGCACCCUUUUUAUGCGAAUUUUAUAAAACACCUAUGCUAGCUGCUCUUCCAUAUGUUGAUAUUUUAUUUGGCAAUGAAACAGAAGCAGAUGCAUUUGCAAAAGUUAAUGAUUUUAAAACUACAGAUAGAAAAGAAAUAGCAUUAAAACUAUCUCAAAUGGAAAAAAUAAAUAAGAAGAGGCCAAGAAUUGUUGUGAUAACACAAGGUGCAGAACAAAUCCUUAUAGCCAAAAAUAAUACUGUAACAGAAGUUCCUGCUAUUAAACUUCCACAUGAAAAAGUUGUUGAUACCAAUGGAGCAGGAGAUGCUUUUGUAGGAGGUUUCUUGGCUCAACUUGUACAAGAUAAAAGCAUAAAUGUAUGUAUAAAAUGUGGUAUCUGGGCAGCAACUGAAAUUAUACAAAGAUCUGGAUGUACUUAUGAAGGGAAACCAAACUUUACACCUUGAUAAUUCUUAAUCAGUUAGUAAUUGUAAACUCUGUACUUAAUAAAUGCCUUAACAAUUUUUACCCUAAUUUCCUUAAAUAUGGAAGAGCUUUUGCUUUUUAUAUGUUUGUGUACAACAGACCC